AACAAUAAUAAUAUCAAGAUGAAUGAACUAUCUCCAAUACAUAUCCAUUUAGCAUUAACAAAUAAAAAUGAUGAAAUGAUGGUAUCUUGGAUAACAAAAGGCAAAAUUAACCAACCAAUAGUUUAUAUAUUUAAAGGCGAUUGCAGCGUAGUUUUAAAUUCAAAUAAAGAAAAUUUUAAGGAACUAUUAAAUAACGAUUUCAACAUAUCAAUAGGAAAAACAAACACAUAUAAUAAUUUUGAAGGCUAUAUACAUAAUGUAAUAGUCAAUAAUUUGGAAUUUGGCAAAACAUAUUGCUAUUCAGUCGGUAGUGGCGAAUUAAUAAGACCAGAUUUUGGUAGCAUUCAAAAUAGCAAUAGUAAUAACAACAAUAGCAAUGAAAUUUCUAGAUGGAGCAAAUGGCGAACAUUCAAAACCGAACCAAAAGAAAUUGAUCAUGUAACAUGGGGUGCAUUUGCAGACAGUGGAACAUGGGGUGACGUACAUCAAGUAGUUGAAGCAAUGAGCAAAGAUGAUUCAUUGACAUUAGCAAUUCAUGGUGGUGAUUUGUCAUAUGGCUUAAAAGAAGAAGUCUGGGAUACAUUUGGGGAUAUUGUUGAACCACUAACAUCAAGACUUCCAUUCAUGGUGAUUCCUGGUAACUGGGAUGUCAAAGAAGGUGCAUUAUUACCAUUUAUGAACCGUUAUAAAAUGCCAUUAGUCUAUCAACAACCUACAAUCGAUAUUAAAGUAGAUGAAGAUGAUGAUACUAAAAUGCAACUCAAAAGUUUUCCCAAUCUUUAUUACUCCUUCACCUAUACACACGUUUACUUUAUAAUGCUAUCAUCAUAUGACCCAUAUCAAAUAGGUACUCAACAAUAUAAAUGGUUAGUCAAAGAAUUGGAAUAUGCCAACAGCGUUCGUUCAAAAUAUCCAUGGUUGAUAGUAGUCGCUCAUAGCCCAAUGUACUCAUCAUCAACAGGCCAUGGAGGUAGUGACACAAAUGUACGUAAUCAAUUAGAAACUCUUUUCCAAAUCUACAGUGUCAAUUUGGUUUUCUCUGGCCAUGAUCAUGGCUAUGAACGUACAUACCCAGUCUAUAACGAAAAGGUAUUAAAAAAACACAUUUACGAAUAUAAAAGCAAGGAUGGAACCAUUCAUAUAUUAGGUGGUACAGGAGGUGCUACAGCAGAUCCAUGGUUUGAUGAACAACCCAAAUGGUCAGCAAUUAGAGAAUCAAGCUCGGGCUACACCAAAUUUAUAGCCCAUAAACAAUCAUUACAAGUAACCUAUAUCCGUAUGAAUGGUACAAUGGGUGACCAUUUCCAAAUUACAAAUGACUACCCAACUAUUGACCCAAUUAAACCAAAAAAAACCAUGGUAGUUAGCAGCUCCGAACAUACAGGUAUCCUAUUAUUAUUUUUUGCUCUAUUAAUUUUCGUUUUCCCACUUUGUGCAUAUUACAAAAUUCCAAGUUUAAUUUUUCAAUCACUAGUUCCAAAA
This is a messenger RNA of Dictyostelium purpureum, 1482 nucleotides long. RefSeq lists its product as uncharacterized. Gene Ontology annotation, molecular function: acid phosphatase activity; metal ion binding. The record is from RefSeq and is a predicted model, not a curated record. The annotation marks the transcript as partial. The transcript has a single exon. Lineage: Eukaryota; Evosea; Eumycetozoa; Dictyosteliales; Dictyosteliaceae.